Molecule: messenger RNA, 1542 nt
Organism: Dictyostelium purpureum
Lineage: Eukaryota; Evosea; Eumycetozoa; Dictyosteliales; Dictyosteliaceae
Exons: 2
Coding region: 1-1542 (513 amino acids)
Biological process (GO): intracellular mRNA localization
Cellular component (GO): endoplasmic reticulum; ribonucleoprotein complex; nuclear outer membrane-endoplasmic reticulum membrane network
Molecular function (GO): mRNA binding
Source: RefSeq, a predicted model, not a curated record
AUGUCAGAAAAAACUAUUAAAAAACAAACAAACAAUAAUAAAGGUGGUGAAAAAAAACCAGCCUCAGUACAAAAAAAAGACAGCAACAAUAAAGAUAAUAAACAACAAAACAAUAAUAAUAAUAAUAAUAAUAAUAAAGAUAAUAAAUUCCCACCAGAUGCAGUUUAUGAUGGAAUUCAAAAGAAAAUUCAAGAAAAAAGAGAUGAAAUUGCUUCAAUUAAUAAUCAAUUAGAAACUUUAAAGACUGAUUUAACCUCACUCAGAUCUGAACGUAACCAAUUAAAGACUCAAAUUGAACAAUUCUUUGAAGCCAGAAAGAAUCGUAGCGUUGAUCCAAUUAAACAAGAAGCCCAAAAUGCCAGAGAUAAAUUCAAUGCAUUACUUAAACAACAAGAAGAAAAGAAGAAAUCAUUAAUUGCACUCGAAAACUCACUCACCAUCAAGAUUAAUAAAGAUUCAAAAUUAGAAGAUGUUCUUGCUUUAAUUAUAAGCAAAGGUCUUGAACUUGAAGAACAAAUUGAAAACGAAAUCAAUCCAAACCAACAACGUAUUCUCUUAAAGAAAUCAUCCCAAAAUAACAGUCAAAAGAAAUCAGUCGAAGAAUAUUUCACCGAAAAGAAAGAAUUUGAUUCAAUUAAAGAACAAGUUAAUGCCCAAAAAAAACAACUCGAUGGCAUUACUGCUCAAAUCAAACCAGUCGAAGGUGAAAAAGAAAAGAACGACCAACUCAUCAAAGGUCUCAAAGAUAAACGUACUGCCAUCGAAGCUCAAAUCAAAGAAAAGAAUGAUAAAUUUGAAGAAUUAAAGAAGAGAAUCGACGAAAUUAAAAAAGACAUUGAUGUCGAAAGAGCUAACCAAGAAGCUCAUGUUGUCAAGCGUAAAGAACAAAGAAAACAAGAAGCCGAAAAAGUUAAACAAGAAAGAUUACAAAAGAAAUUAGAAUAUGAAGAUAAGAAAAAGAAAGAACAAGAAAGAAAAAUCCAAGAAGACCUCUUAAAAGUUGCUUAUGAAGCUGAAAUGGGUCAUUGCGAUUCAUUAACUGCAUAUUUACAAGCUCUUCAACCAAAAGAACAAAAAGAUGAUUCAUCAAAUGCCAAUAAGAAUGUUGCUGAAAUCGAAGAAGGCUUUGAAUUAAUCAAAAAAGAAAAGAUCUCAAAUCACAGAGAAAACCCAAAGAAAAAGAAUACCCAACAAGCCGCUAAACAAUUACCAGAAGUUAUCAAACAUCCAUUAGAUAUCUUCACCAAAUUCGAAAAACUUUCAAUGGUUCCACCACCAAAAUAUACCGAUAUUCCAGAAUAUCUUGAACAAAUCAAAACUAAAAAAGAAUAUUACGUUAAGUUAUCAGCCAAAGAAAUGGAAGAAAGAGCUGCCAAAGCCAAAGCUGAUGCUGAAAAGAAACAAGAAGAAACUGUUGCUGCUGCUUCACAAGACUCUUCUGAAUCAACCCCAGCUGCUUCAACUCCAUCCAUUGAAUCAACUGCCACAACCACCACCUCUGAUAAUACUACCACCAAUAACGUCGAAGUUGAAGCCCAAUAA